AUGAUAUUCGAAGUUCCUAUUGACCACUUCCCGGCUUCCUCCCAACAAGUCUCGAAGACCCGUGAGCAUAAGCCACUCCGACUUUCUACCGUAUCACUUCACUCCAAAGAAGUCAAUGCAGCAGUUGCUCCGUUGAGCCCAUCAGUCCGCCGAUCCCAAUUCAACUUCUCCGCUGAGGUACAGAAGUCGGCUCUCCCAAAGGUUCGCGCCUCGAUCCCACCACUCAAACGUGCCCUGACAAGCCCGGCUCUCCCAGUGCAACAUCUCAACUUGAACUUGGCACGCAAGGCUUCGAACCCAUCAUCACAGACGAGUCGCAACAAUUCUGUUAGUGAUCUACUGAGGAGCGAUCUGUUCAAAUUGCCGUCUCGACUACUGUCAACUGCGGUCUCCUUGCAUCAGCUCGCCUGA
Messenger RNA from Caenorhabditis remanei, 411 nucleotides. RefSeq lists its product as uncharacterized. The transcript is spliced from 2 exons. NCBI's taxonomy places the organism in Eukaryota, Metazoa, Nematoda, Chromadorea, Rhabditida, Rhabditidae. The record is from RefSeq and is a predicted model, not a curated record. The coding region runs from base 1 to 411 and encodes 136 amino acids.